This is a messenger RNA of Thalassophryne amazonica, 5223 nucleotides long. RefSeq names its product calmodulin binding transcription activator 2 (gene camta2). The record is from RefSeq and is a predicted model, not a curated record. Bases 85 to 4794 code for a protein of 1569 amino acids. Gene Ontology annotation, molecular function: protein binding; double-stranded DNA binding; transcription coregulator activity. The transcript is spliced from 26 exons. Lineage: Eukaryota; Metazoa; Chordata; Actinopteri; Batrachoidiformes; Batrachoididae. Gene Ontology annotation, biological process: regulation of transcription by RNA polymerase II. Gene Ontology annotation, cellular component: nucleus.
GAUGGCAGCCGGGCUGAAGGCGGAAGUAGGGUGGUGCAGCCAGCCGAGUCACCUGUGAGACCUGUCCUGCAUUGUGUCAUCACCAUGAGCGGCACAGAGAUGGUUUCCACAGAGACAGAUGAUGGUGUGGCUCUGUGUCUCUCUGCUGAGAAUAAGGGACAGAGGAAGGUCUUUCUUCCUAACAAGCUUCUGGAGUGUCUCCCUCGUUCAUCCACUCUUCCAAACGAGCGCCUGAGAUGGAACACUAACGAGGAGAUUGCCUCGUACCUGAUAACAUUUGACAGACAUGAUGAGUGGCUCUCCUGCACCCUGAAAACCAGACCGAAGAAUGGCAGCAUCAUCCUCUACAACAGGAAGAAGGUGAAGUACAGAAAGGAUGGAUACUGCUGGAAGAAACGAAAAGAUGGAAAAACGACGAGAGAGGACCACAUGAAGCUGAAGGUCCAGGGCAUGGAGUGUCUUUACGGCUGCUAUGUCCAUUCCUCCAUCAUGCCAACAUUCCACAGACGAUGCUAUUGGCUGCUGCAGAACCCAGACAUUGUGCUUGUGCACUAUCUCAAUGUGCCAUCUCUGGAGGAUUCUGGGAAAUGCAGUCCACUGCUGUGUACGGUGACCGAUCGCCAUGACACCAUGAGGUGGAACCGAGAUGACCUGCUCAACCAGCUGAUGCCUAUGUUUCACAGCUUGAAGUGUUCGGUGGGUUCAGGGGAUUUCAGUAUUGAAGAGUUGGUCCAGCACAUCUUGGACCGACAGAGAACCAAACCACAGCCCCGCACCCAUGCCUGUCUCUGCAACGCUGCCCAAGUGUCUUCAGGAGUGAACAUUCCUCAUCGCUGUAACAGCACCAAGCAUCGCAUCAUCUCCCCCAAACUCCCUCCCAUUUCUGACAGACCAUCUCCGUCGCCGCUGUCUACUGAGUCGGGGGACACAGGCAAAGGAGAGGCCAAACUACCCCCCCUCAGCCCCGCCUCGUCUUCCUCCCCUUCUUCCACCUCCACCUCGUCUCCCUCUCAGCCCCACAAACCCUCCAUCGUCAUGGGAAACCAUGGCAAAGGUUUCUACGGUGACUCACAGGGCAACAUGACGACGGUAGCACUCUCCCAGAAUGCAGUGAUCGUUAUGGCAACAGCCACUGCAAUACCAGGAGGAACAGUGGGAGGAGAGGGGGGAGGGGGAGGCGUGUCUGGAGGGGAGGAGAGGAGGAGCCUGUCCCUCACUUGUUCCGGCCAGUUGCUGCUCUCCCCCACCCUUCCACCUCCUGUCAGCAAGCCAGCUUCCCCUUCACCGCCGUCCUCCUCCUCCUCACCUGGUCCCACCUCCCUCUCUGCUCCUGUCCAAGCGUCAGGGGUGAGGACCUUGUCCCUCACCCUUCUUCCCACCCCUGUCAUAGGAGGUCUACUCCUCACGCCAUCCUCUUCCUCCUCUUCCAGCACAUCUUCGACUGUGCGCCUGCACUCCCCUCCUCCUCCUUCUGCUGCAGCUUCCCCUCCAUCUCCUUCCUCCUCCUCUUCAUUGCCCUCGUCUUCCCCAUCCCCUCCCCCAGCUUUUGAUCCAGACUCCUUCCUCAACUCCCCCAAGCAGGGCCAAACAUAUGGCGGCCCACCUCCUCCCUCCUGUUCCACCCCUGUGCCUGUUUUCUGCUCGUCGUCCCCUCUCUCUCCCCCGUCUCUUGCUCUCACCCUUUCCCCCAAUCCUACUCCUCCUUCUUCUGUCUCUCCUUUGUCCUCACUGUCUUCCUCCUCGUCCUCUGAGACAGACCGCAGAGACGUUGCCCCGCCUGUGUCCUCUCUCCUACCCACCCUGUCGCUGUCUCCCACCACCUCUGCGGCCCCGCCCCUCCUCUCCUUGUGCCUUGAUCUGGGUGCUCUGGGGGAGUCACAGGACGUCCUGAAGGCUGAGGAGGAGGUGGAGCAGAGAGACGAUGAUGAGGGCAGUGCUCCUCCCACUAAGCUGGCUCUGCUGCAGACGGAUCACAACAGCACCAACAGCUCAUCGCCACAGAAACAGACGGAAAGUCAUCCUGACUCUCUGCUGUUGGUUUGCCAAGACACAGGGAGCCAAUCUGGUGAGAUUCAGACCCCCAAUCAGACGCAGUGGCAAGCUGAGCCACAGCACCACUACAAUCACCUAUCUGGACCCAAAGCCCCACCCUCUGUCCAGCUGUCCAAUGAGGCCAUGGUGCUGCAGCAGGCGGGCCAUGACCCCACAUCAGGAUGUACAAACCUCUGCAACAGCUCAGUCCAGGUGAAGGAGGAGACCAAGCAGAGCAAUGACCCAGAGGACACCUGCAUGGAUACUCAGGUGGAGGCAGAGGCAGAGCCUUGUCAGCAUGCAGAGGAGGAGCUGUACAUCUCCUUUGACAGUCAGUUUCAUGACCUUAUCUCUGACCUCAUCACCGAGGAGUCCAGCCCUGUCGCUGCUCACCCUGCUGUGUCCAUCUCGGGGCUAAACCCUGCUGUCUUCCCCUCGGGGGUCCGCUAUGUGGUGCCCCCCCAGCCCUCGCCGUCCUCCUCCUUCCUCCCAUUUCCUCAACCCCUGACCUCUUCAUCACGCCUCGCCUCCAUCACCGACUUCUCUCCAGAGUGGUCAUACCCUGAGGGUGGGGUGAAGGUUCUGAUCACGGGGCCGUGGAGCGAGCCAGCGGGUCAGUACUCAUGUUUGUUUGACCAAAGUGCUGUUCCUGCCUCACUCAUUCAGCCUGGAGUCCUGCGCUGCUACUGUCCCGCCCACGAGGCCGGUCUGGUGUGUCUGCAGGUCCUGGAGUCCAGCGGCGCGGUGUCCUCUUCGGUCCUGUUUGAGUACAGAGCGAGGAACGCCAGCUCGCUGCCCAGCUCGCAGCUCGACUGGCUCUCAUUGGACGACAACCAGUUCAGGAUGUCCAUCUUGGAAAGGCUGGAGCAAAUGGAGAGGAGGUUGGCAGAUUUGACGGCUCGUGAAAAUCAACAACAACAACGUUAUCGCCAGCAGCAGCAUGGCAGCCAGCUAGCCACGCCUCCUCUGCUACCUGAGGAACAGUGGUUUGAGAGGCGGAUCGUGGGAGUGUGUGAGCGCAUGAUGAAGGGAGGCAGGUGGGGGGGCGGAGGAGGAGAGCGACUGCAUCGCCCUGUGUGUCAUCGUGGGAUGACACUGCUCCACCUGGCUGCUGCACAGGGAUACACCCACCUGAUCCACACGCUCAUACACUGGAGGACUGUGAACAGCAACAGUUUGGACCUGGAACAGGAAGUGGAUCCUCUGAAUGUUGACCAUUUCUCCUGCACCCCGCUGAUGUGGGCCUGCGCUCUGGGCCACCAGAGGGCAGCAGAGCUCCUGUACGGAUGGAACAGCCAGGCUCUGGGUAUACCCGACUCCCUGGGCCGCCUGCCGCUCGCCGUGGCUCAUUCUCGGGGGCACACCCGUCUCGCCACAGCACUCGAGGAGCUGCACAUGCGGCAGAGCCACGUGCACGUUAGCCUGCUACUCAGAGACGUGCACACGCCUCCAGCGGACACACACGUGCCUGUGGUGCCACACCUGUUGCCUUCUCCUUUGUCCUCCAGCCCGGACACAGGUCUGAGCUCCUCCAGCAGUCUGCCGUCCCCCAGUGACCCCUCCUCUCCCUCGCCCAGCUCUGCGUACUCCAGUGGCCCCACCCCAAUGGACACGUCUCCGUCCUUCCCCUCCACUCCUUCCUCCCCCUCUUCACUGCCUGUCUCGCCUCCUUCCCCGUCUUCUUCCCUCUCCUUUUCCUCCUCCCUUCCACCUCUGUCCAUGUGGGAGGAGCCAAAAGGCAACUUGAGCACAGGUUUGAAUCCCAGCGGUUCCCGAGGUCCUUGUCUUAACCUCAUGCACUAUGAGAGCGACUGCACCGCCUCCCCCGGUCAUGCACACGUGCACUCACACCAGCAGAGGCCCCCCAGCACGUCGGUGGUGCUGGAGGAGCAGCUGCUGUGCUACGGCGAGAACGCAGAGAAUGAAGGCGAGGAGGAGGAGUACCUGGAGGAAGACAUGCUGCAGGUUGACAUGGCAACGUUGGCAGAACAGAUUAUUGAGGCGACUCCAGAGCGGAUCAAACAGGAAGAGUUCCCCAGAGGAGCCGAGUCACCGCUCAGAGAGCGGCGGGGCAACCCGGCCAUUCAGGACACCUGGUUGGCUACGUACCUGGACACGGUGGACACGCACUCCCCACCCAGGCGGGUGUGCCCGCCGUCUCCCCUCAGCGCACUGGCCCUCCAGAGGCUGCGACCCCCAUCCUCUGCUGCGUGGGCGGAGUUCCUGAACGCUUCAGCCAAUGGGAAGAUAGAGAGAGACUUUGCCCUGCUGACACUGACGGAUGGCGAGCAGAGGGAACUGUACGAGGCUGCCAGGAUCAUCCAGAACGCCUUCAGGAGAUACAAGGGUCGAAGGUUAAAGGAGCAGCAGGACAUGGCGGCGGCCGUCAUCCAGAGGUGUUACCGUAAAUACAAACAGCUAACAUGGAUAGCUCUGAAGUAUGCACUCUAUAAGAAGAUGACCCAGGCUGCCAUAUUGAUCCAGUCCAAGUUCCGCUCAUAUUAUGAGCAGAAGCGUUUCCAGCAGAGCCGGCGGGCGGCUGUCCUCAUCCAGCAGUACUACCGCAGCUACAAGGAGUACGAGCGGCUCAAACAGGCCUCGUGCAGUGCCUCAAACCACAACCCCAAGAUCAAGGGGUCAUUUUUGACAAAGAAGCAGGAUCAGGCAGCGAGGAAGAUCAUGAGGUUCCUGAGACGCUGCAGACACAGGAUAAAGGAGCUGAAGCAGAUGAGGGAGCUGGAGAGGAGAGGACUGACCACGUAGAACACUCAUCUGUUCCCUGAAAGCUGGAGGAGAGAUUUUACUGGUCGUCUUUAUAAGCAGCGUGUUGGACAAAGAGACGAACGAAAGACAUGAUGGAAGAGGUGGCGGAGAGAUGCCUUAACAUGUUCACUUUAUCGUGACAGAACAUUUUGCAUGUGUCUCCCUCAUUGUUUACAUGGUGCGUUGUGAUGGUCUUACCCAGAGGACAUCGAUGUGAUGAAUGUGGACUGACUUGUAAACACAGCCAAUGAUUAUGGAGCAGGGCGGAGACUAUGCUCCAACAGGAGUGGAGGUGAAUAACCGUUAAUAUACACACAUGCAUACGUACGUCUUCAACCACUUAGUCAGGAUCGGGUCACAGGGACAACAGCUCCAGCUGGGGACCCCAAAUGUCCUAUUAACCACCUCUGACUGGGGGAUCCCGAGGCG